Molecule: messenger RNA, 163 nt
Organism: Ambispora leptoticha
Lineage: Eukaryota; Fungi; Glomeromycota; Glomeromycetes; Archaeosporales; Ambisporaceae
Source: the annotation of a GenBank genome assembly
UCUUCUUUGAAUUCUGAUACUUUGGAGGAUUUUAUGGCUUUAUCCUUUCUUUUUUUACUGCCGGAUUUGCUUGGGAUUUCCUUUUCAGACAUAGCGCGAGGUGCUCCAAGUGUUUCGACUCGAUCAGCUGCCGUUUCAAACGCCACGCAAACAGAUUCUAUUG